GCUGCCACUUUUCCUUCUCCUUGCACAGCAUAAGCCACAAGGCUGCCGCAUCUCCUCGAAACCCGCCAUCCUCACGAUUCUCGCACCUCCUCACCCAAAUCCGAACCCGAACCCUGAUCCGCCAUGUCCAGACGAGCCCCCAAUCCCGGCGCUGAGCGGGCAGCGCAGAACCAGGCCACCAUCAAGAGCCUCCUGAAGCUCGAACCCAACAAAGUCUGCGCCGACUGCAAGCGGAACAAGCACCCCCGAUGGGCCAGCUGGAACCUAGGCAUCUUCAUCUGCAUUCGCUGCUCCGGCAUCCACCGCGGCAUGGGCACCCACAUCAGCAGAGUCAAGUCCGUCGACCUGGACUCGUGGACCGACGAGCAGCUGCAGAGCGUGCUCAACUGGGGCAACGCCCGCGCCAACAAGUACUGGGAGGCCAAGCUGGCGCCCGGCCACACCCCCUCCGAGUCCAAGAUUGAGAACUUCAUCCGCACCAAGUACGAGCUGAAGCGAUGGACAAUGGACGGACCCAUUCCCGAUCCCUCGACCCUCGACGCCGCCGCCGACGACGACGUCCCCCUGAGCCUUGUCAAGGAGAAGCAGGUUCUGGAGAGGAACGAGUCCAUCAGGAAGGCGUCGAUAGGACAGGGCCAGGCACCGCGGCGGGCUCCUCUCCCGGCCCCUGCGGUGGGCGACCUCAUCGGCGGCGACGACCCUGUGCCGGUGCGGGCGACUAGCGGGCCGCCCGUUGGCAGAGUCACGCCCAAGGCCGACCCCGCGCCUCCCAAGACGACUGGCACCAAGGACUCGCUGCUCGGAUUGGAUUUCUUUGGCGAGUCCAGUGCGCCGCCGCGGCCUGCGAGCACGCCAGGGGUUUCAUCACCCACUGGCCAGUCAAGGCCGGAUCUGAAACAGUCCAUCCUGUCGCUAUAUGCCUCUGCCCCCAAGCCGCAGCCCCCGCAACAGUACCAGCAGCAGCAGCAGCACGGAUUUGGAGGCCCUACCUCGCCAACCCUGAGCCACCACUCACAGGGCUCAAUGGGCGGCUUCAACGACGCCUUUAGCAACCUGAAUCUGGCCGCCGCCAAGCCGGCACCAGUCGACCCUUUUGCCAAUCUGGGCUCCAGCGUGCGACCGGCAGCUUCUUCUAACAACAACAACAACAACAGCAGCAGCAAUGCCUUUGGCGGCCUGAGCGGCGGAAGCUUCUUCGACUCUAAGCCAGCGCAGUCUCACCAGUCGAAGCCGUCCAACUCCAGCUCUAGUUUCAGCGGGUUCGGAGCCUUUUCGACACCCGUGGCCGCUGCCCCGUCCGCCGCACCCAAGGCGUCUUCUGCUCUCGACGACCUCUUUGACUUUUCCGCGCCCACCCAGUCCAUGUCUCCGCCCGUCGCCCAGCCGAGCGCUCCGGUGUCGAGCUCCGUCUUCAACCUCUCGUCACCCCAGAGCAAACCCGCCGCUCCCGCGCCCGCCUCGAGCUCGACCGCGGCCGUGAUUGGCGGGGCCAACCUGUCGGGAGCUGAUGUCUGGGGAGGAAACGAAUGGAGCACCUCAACGCAGUCGACGGCCGCCCAGAAGAGCCCUGCGCUGCCCAAGCCGCCGGCAUCAACCACGCUCGGAUGGGAGGGAGGUUCGUUCGCCAACACGCCCAUUGUGCCUGGAUCUAACGGGGGGUUCAGCCUGGCGCCCAAGGUGGCCGCUGACGAAGAGUUUGGCGGCUGGGCGAGCAGCACCGGACCGACGACGAGCUCUGGGACGGCGGCCAAGGGUGGCUUUGGGGCCGAUGACGAUUUGUUCUCUAAUGUCUGGCAGUAGAUCUUGCCUCUUCCCCAUAUAUACUAUAAUGAUGACGAGCUGGAAGCAGGCUUGAGAGGUUGCAGAGCGGGCUAAUGACGAACGUUGGACUUUGGGUAGGCGGGCAUGUUACUGGGCGUUUGUUAUGCAUGUUGGGAGUCUUGUAGAUUGC
Molecule: messenger RNA, 1951 nt
Organism: Trichoderma reesei QM6a
Lineage: Eukaryota; Fungi; Ascomycota; Sordariomycetes; Hypocreales; Hypocreaceae
Exons: 2
Coding region: 124-1800 (558 amino acids)
Biological process (GO): intra-Golgi vesicle-mediated transport; endocytosis; endoplasmic reticulum to Golgi vesicle-mediated transport
Cellular component (GO): Golgi apparatus
Molecular function (GO): metal ion binding; GTPase activator activity
Source: RefSeq, a predicted model, not a curated record